This is a messenger RNA of Nematostella vectensis (starlet sea anemone), 2961 nucleotides long. RefSeq lists its product as uncharacterized. Gene Ontology annotation, biological process: proteolysis. The transcript has a single exon. Gene Ontology annotation, molecular function: aspartic-type endopeptidase activity. Lineage: Eukaryota; Metazoa; Cnidaria; Anthozoa; Actiniaria; Edwardsiidae. The coding region runs from base 1 to 2961 and encodes 986 amino acids. The record is from RefSeq and is a predicted model, not a curated record.
AUGGGAGAAGUUGUAGAUUAUUUCAGUGAAGCCGCUAGUUCAGAGCCUGCUAACAGUAGCGAUGUCAUGGGAAAUAGUAAUAGAAGCGGUUUGAAGGGAGUUCAGGUCCCACUUUUCAAAGGAAAUCGGGAAAACUGGCCAUAUUUUUGGGGUAUUUUCAAGUCCCUUGUGCAUGACAAUAAAACGCUGAGUGAGCCUGUGAAGCUCGCACAUUUGAACAACUCCCUCGCUGACAAUGUCAAAAUUGUGAUUUCGGGUCUAACCGGGGGUCCUGGGGAUUAUGAGAAGUCUGUCAAGUUGUUAGAGGGAAGAUUUGGGGACCCGAGGGAUGUGAUAGAGGCCCAUUUAAACCGAAUCACAGACUGGCCUGCUGUUAGGAGUGAUGACCGCACGGGGUUUGAGGGGUUUGCAGACGCCUUGCAGGCCGCAGUGUUUGCGCUAGAUAACCCUACAUUUCAACAUGAGCUAAAGAGUCUGCCACUUUGCACCCAGUUAGUGCGCAAACUGCCUGCUGAAGAAAGGGAUGAGUGGGUGCGGCAAGUAGAGAGGGGGCAGGUGCAAGAGGAUCUAAAGGGGUUAGCUGAGUGGGCGCAGACACGGUCAAAGACACUGCGCAUGCGCGAGCGCUAUAAUGAACAGCCCACAGCUAAAAGCGUGCCCGCAGCUAAAGGUGUGUCCCAACAAAGGCGACACCAGAGGUACCAAACCAUGCACGUUGGUGAGAAGCACCAACGAAAAAGUGCCCUAUGUGAAAAGGAUCACUCCGAGUCAAAAUGCCCAACCCUUUUACCAGCAACGGUAGACAAGCGCUGGGAGAUGGUUAAGGAGAAAAGAGUCUGUUUUGGCUGUCUCAGGGGGGGACAUCAGCGACGUUCGUGCAGUAGAUCCCAGAAAUGCGGAGUUGAUGGUUGUGACAGAGGUCAUCAUUACCUUUUGCAUUCCUUUGCUCCCAAACAACCACCUAGAGAGCCCUUAACUGUUGAACUUCCUCCAGGGGAUAAAGAGGUUCAUUGCGGGAAAGCGCAAGCCAGCACGCCAAGUGUCAAUAAAGUCGCGCUCAAAACUGUUGCAGUACCAUUUACCAGUGACUCUGGCCAAGUAGUUAUGGGAUUAGUACUUUUGGAUUCAGGCAGCGAAACUACCCUUGUAAGAACUGGGUUUGCAAAGCAACCUGGGAUAUCAGGUCCUAGGCAAAACCUAACCGUUGACACAGUAGGGGGGGUUAGUACCACGGUCAAGUCAGAGCGCGUGCAUCUACCAUUUGCAUCAUCUGCGGUUAAAGGAACUGUGAGCGCGUGGACAUUAAAAAGCAUCUGUGCUCCUGUCAGUGCUAUUGAUUGGUCAGAGGUCAAGCGACGCUAUGCGCAUUUGUGUGAUGUCCCAGUAGAGAACACGGGCAACGGGACGGUUGAUGUUUUGUUAGGCCUCGACACAGCAGCCUUAAUGGCCCCAUUGGAAGUCAGGAGGGGUGGGGUCACAGAACCGUAUGCUGAGAAGACACCGCUGGGGUGGGUUAUCGCGGGCCCAGUCUCAGACUCCGAGGGUGGGGGAAAGCGCAUACUCCGCGCACACGUGUCAAAAGCCGAAGACGACACAAAUCACAACCUGCGCAUGUUCUGGGAAGUAGACACGUUUGGCGUCCGCGUCGAAGAAUCACCACCAUACAGCCGCAGCGAACAGAGAGCCUUGGAUGCCUUGGAUAAGUCAUGCCGACUAGUGGAUUCAGGUUACGAGUUAGCGCUUUUGUGGAAACCUGACCGACCUCCAUUACCUAACAACUACGCCACAGCUUUGGGUCGCCUAGAGUCAGUGGAGCGUCGCCUGCAGAAAGACCCGGAGCUGGCGCAAGGGUAUAAGAAAGCGAUCAGCGCGUACGUCGAGAAGGGGUUUGCCCGCAAGCUCUCAGAUGAGGAACGGGUGGAGGAUACAGAGCAAUGGCUGCUACCCCAUCACCCGGUGUUGUCGCCACACAAGCCUCUUCCAAGAGUCGUGUUUGAUUCAGCCGCAGUGCACGAUGGGAUCUGUCUCAACGACUGUCUAGAAGCAGGGCCUAGUCUACAUAACGAUCUACCAGGCGUUUUGAUGCGUUUCCGUGAACGACCUGUAGCGCUCGCGGGUGAUGUGUCAGACAUGUUUUGUCAUGUGCGCUUGCGUACAGAGGACCGCAAGUACCACCGCUAUCUUUGGCGAGAUCUAGAGACGGACAAGCCGCCUGAUGUUUAUGAGAUGAAUUGCCUCGUGUUCGGAGAUAAGUCGUCGCCAUGUGAAGCGAACUUUGCCGUCCAGCGUACAGCUGAAGACAACAAAGAGCAAUGGCCAGACGCCGCCGCCGUAGUCAAGCGCGAGAUAUUCGUUGAUGACUUAUACACGUCCUGUGAGGAUGUCGGAGAAGCUGUAAAGCUGCGCGAGGAUGUUACCGCACUUAUGGCUGAUGGGGGAUUUCCCAUGCGUAAGUGGAUGUCGUCGUCUGCCGAGGUGUUAGCUACCGUGCCGGAGAGAGAGCGAGCCGUCCGUAACGAGGCCCUAGAGAUGGGAGAGCUGCCGCAAGGUCGAGCGCUUGGGGUGCGAUGGGAUCCUCAGUCAGACACCCUCGGCUUUGCAUUUGCACACGUCGAAAGACCCCCCGCAGAAGAAACAAAACGGGGUGUCCUCAAGAAACUAGCGGGAUUGUAUGACCCGUUAGGAUGGGCAAGUCCAUACGUGGUUCGCGCCAAAGUCAUGUUGCAGCGUACAUGGUCACGUGGCAUAGACUGGGGUGAGUUACUACCGUCAGAUCUGCGCUUAGAGUGGAGCAAGUGGGAGGCGGAGAUGGUUACCCUAAAGUCCUUUGUUGUCCCACGCUACAUUUACCGUCAGCCCAGUAGGUUAAGGAAGAAGCAGUUAGUAGUGUUUUGCGAUGAAGCAUGCGCCGCAGUCGCCUACGUGCAACGUCGACAGUCGGGGAAGUCACGUGUCAUCUAG